Messenger RNA from Xenopus tropicalis (tropical clawed frog), 2649 nucleotides. RefSeq lists its product as uncharacterized. Lineage: Eukaryota; Metazoa; Chordata; Amphibia; Anura; Pipidae. The record is from RefSeq and is a predicted model, not a curated record. Bases 174 to 2039 code for a protein of 621 amino acids. The transcript is spliced from 2 exons.
UAACAGUUCAGAGUUUCAUUGUCUCCACGGUUACCAGCUGAUUGUGACAUCACACAAACAGCUCUACAGUAAACCCUGCAAAAGCAAUACUGGUCAUUACCUUGAUCUGUAAGGGAGCUGCAUGUAUGUGCUGCUCUUAUUACAUUUCAAGGUUUUAACAUCUUAGUAGGAAAAUGCCAGUUUACCUGGUAUUCAGCUACCUACAGCACUUUUUAUAUUCCAAAAUGUUAAUAGAUGCUAUUUAUGCAUUUUUUAACAACCUAUACAUCUGCAUCAUUAUACUGCUGGCUAUUUUUACAAUCUUUGGCUUCAGACACUUGGCAAUCCUUAUGGAUAGCCUUGAUAUUCCAAAAAAUGAAAAGAAACAAACCAGCAGAGGAAGACAAUCAAAGACUUGCAAAUUCAGGAUGAAGCGCAUUUCUGAUAGCAAACAUAAACAGCAAGUCGACCAAUUAGAACUGUAUGGAACAGUGAAAGAUUGGAGAGAACUACAUUUUUUUCCAGCAGAAGAUUCAUUUUUUAAAGUAAUAAAGAGACAGUUAUAUUCAGGAAUUGACAUGGCAUAUGAACAAGAAUUGACUAUGAUUUUUGGCUCAAUAAACCUUAGAAUUAAUGUUAAUGAAUUCAGCCAAAACUUGCCAUGCACCUUUAGAAAGGAAGAACUAUGGUCAAGAAUCAUACAAGAGGCUUUUGGGCAGAACAGUGCACAAAUUUUACAGCACUGCUUGCCUUUCCUUAUGGCUAACAGAUUUAAUAGUCAUGCACUUGAAAUAGCAGAUAUUGCUUCUUCAGGUGAGAAAAUUGAAUUUUUGCCUCUCAGCAGAGAAAUGCCGAUCAGAUCAGUUUCUAGCGGACCUUUGGAGGAAAUCUCUUCCAAAGCAAAGCAAAAGAAACACUUCAGAUCUAGUUACCUGAGAUUUAAAAAUACACUUAGCUCCAAAAAUCAGUUUAAGACAAAUUUCACUCCCUCCUGCAUCAAAAAGGAUAUUUUUUAUAAUGCCUUUCUGUAUGCUGAAAUUAGGAGUGCGCAAAAGCAAGAGAAUCGGAUAACACAGGUAACUGCAGAUGGGACAAAUCCUCCAUUUUUGCCUUUCAAUGGGGAACUGCCCAUCAGACCUGUUUCUAGAGGACUUUUGGAGAAAAUACUGGACAAAGAAAUGCAAAAGAAAAAAUGUACAAGUUAUUUGAGGUUUCACAAUAAGCCUUACUUCAAAUAUGGUCUUAACAGAAAUGAGCAUAACAUUUCCUGUUAUGCCUUUCUAUAUGCUAACAUAAAGAGAGCACAGAAAGAAGAUGAAACCUGGUUGGACAGGACAGAUGACUUCAAGAGAAAACGAUCACUUUGUGUGAAAAUGAUAAAAGAUUCUUAUCCUAAGGAUAAGAAUGCAGCUGCAGUAAAAGAUAUGAAAAAUGUACCUACAGAAAACAGUACAAAUAUUUUCAAAGUAAGAGACACUACUUUGUGUAGCAUGGAAACAUAUGCUAACAAUGAUUGCUGCUCAAAUAAGUCUGCACUUAAAAAAAUGAUGAAGUUACUUGAAGAAAACACUACAACAUCGAAGAACAAAAUAGGAUAUGCUAUUCCUAGUGACUUAGCAUGUUCCAAACAGAUCAGGGUUAAAGCUCUGACAUCUACUACAAAGAGAAGUGAAAAGAUACAAGCAGAAAACAGUAUGAACACAGACAAUACAACUGAGGAAACCUGCACUUCUGAACUAAAACCUAAAAUGGACUGUAGUUCAAAUACGUCUACAGUACAAAAUAUGGAAAGGUUCCCAGCAGAAAACUCUACAAAGAAAUUGAAGAAUAAACCUAAAAAGUCUAAAAAAGAUCAUGGGGAAACAACAGUAAAUACUGACAAACCAAUACCAGCAGACAGCAAAUCUGCCAAAAAUUCUAAUGAAUCAAAGAAAAAUGUCAGUGAAGAAAGGAUGUUUCCAGUAAUAAAGGCCAACAGGAACCUUGCAAUUAACAACACCAACACAUUAGUCCAAGUUGCACGGUUUUUUAAAAAAAUCUUUGAUCCAAGCAGGAAAUAAUAUCCCUGAUACUUUUAUUAGAACACUCUUCGCUACACUGAGUGCUCUGACUUAUACAUUGGGGAGACUUUAAUGGCCUAAAAUAGGAGAGCGAACUCCUCAGGACAAGACUCAGCCGUCUAUCUACACCUCAAAGAAAAAAGACACUCUUUGGGGUUUAUUAUGUAAUAAUAUAACUAUGUUAUUUAUAUUGUAAUUAUGUACAGUUGUGUGAUAAUAAAUACCGUAAUUGACUUUUAUAUUUUUGUCCAUUAGUUGUCUUUACCAUUUGGGCUCUUUGUUUUAUGUCGCCCUGACUAGCUGUUCAGGAACACAUGUUACAUAUAAAACUGGAGCUGAGUAUAUUAGUGGUUUCAGACAACACAUAGCUGAAAUAUUACUACUAAAAUUACUAGAAAAAAUUCAUGCACUAAAUCGAUUAUAAUCUAUUAUGGAAUAUAGUCUUUCUUAAUCAUAUUGUGAUCUUUAGUGGUUAAAUAUAAAGUGCACUGUUCUGACUUUAAUUAAUAGUAUUUCCUGUAGUUGUAUAAAAUUCACUGAAUUACCUUGAUUAUUUUUAAUUUGUACCGAUAAAAUGGUUGUAAUAAUGAAAUUGCAAAUGCAUUGCACU